Capsaspora owczarzaki ATCC 30864 is the source of this 1389-nucleotide messenger RNA. RefSeq lists its product as hypothetical. The transcript is spliced from 5 exons. The coding region runs from base 1 to 1296 and encodes 431 amino acids. Lineage: Eukaryota; Filasterea; Ministeriida; Capsasporidae. The record is from RefSeq and is a predicted model, not a curated record.
AUGUCGUUUCCGCUCUACUCUUCCUUGGCGAUUCCGACGUUAGCAUCCAGUCCGCAUCCAUCCCGCGCCCAGUUGGUUCCAUCGCAGGGAUUCCCUUCUCAUCCAACGACAGCCACCGAGGAGCUCACCCAGAUUCCCAAUGCUCGCUUCCUCCGCUUCCCCGAACUCGACUCUGCCGGCUCUCCCGGCCACUUUAUCUCCAUCUCCUCCCUUGUUGUUCUUGGUGGCCGAGAAGUGUCCAAGACGAUCAAGCGCCAGAUGCUGUUUGGACUGCACGAUGACGCUGAGGACGAGGAUGUCGGUGGCGCGCGAACGAUGGCACUCGCCGAUGGGACGUUCAGCGAUACACUUGUGCCGGGCGGAGGAGACUCACAGGCCGAUCGCCAGCCGAAACGAGCGCGCGAAGAAUCUGAAACUCCCGCCAAAGUCCCGACAAGGGCAACUGACGUGCGACCCCGCAGGUCGCUCAACCGCAUGUACGACCGCAUGAAUCAGCGUCUAAUCGCGGCAAUGCCGCAACGCGAGCAGGACGGUGUCGAAGGACAUCCGCGGAACGAAAAUGCCGUCCCAGUCGCGCGCAAGGCCACAGCAGGCAGGCUCUCCCUGCGAGAGCACACGACGGCCACGCCGGACGCUGCUGAAGGGCUACGCCACACGCAGACGGCCAUGCUCAACCACCAGUCUGGAAUGAUCACCAGUCUGCGUCUCUCCAGUCGCGCAGGCCGUUCUCCUUCCCCUGCUCUAUUGGCACAAGCAGCGAUCAUGCACUCGGCAAAUCGGGGGCACACAACUCCUGUAUUGUCCUCGGAACCCAAUUGGGCGCAUGCAACUCCUGUACUGUUUUCGGAACCUGGGCAAACGCGGAAGAUUUCGUCAAGCACCCUGCAAACUGCUUCCGACACCCACUUGCACGAAGUGGCUCCUUCAGCUGCACCGUCCAACCCACCCAUUCAGCUGCCAGUCAGAACCAGCUCUCCGGAGCCCGAUUUUGUCAAGAUGGGCGCAGCCUUGCGCGACGAAGACGCGAUUGUGCCAAAAUUCCGACCUGCCGCUGUUGCUCGCGCGGAGGAGCACUUGCAUGAUGCGCGCAAGAAAGUUGCUCCCUUCAUGACUGCGGCUUUAGAGCGCUCCGACAGACGCCAGAGCGGUAUUGGCACGGGUGCAGAAGCUUAUUCACUGCUCAACAGAUACGGUGUCGAAGAAGUGGACGAGGUGGCAGGUGCUGUCGCUGGCAUCGCGAUCAACCGGGCGCAUCUGUUGGCGCGCAAGCGACAGCUUGGACUUCAGCAGGAAUAAUCGAGUUCAGCUAUGAUGUGUGUCGCUCUGUAGAAAUCGUGUCAGUUUUGUUCUACGCAUCGGCGAAAGCGUUGCAUCUUUGAAAUGAACCCA